Acanthopagrus latus (yellowfin seabream) is the source of this 5785-nucleotide messenger RNA. It is a transcript of the gene inppl1b, whose product is annotated as inositol polyphosphate phosphatase-like 1b. NCBI's taxonomy places the organism in Eukaryota, Metazoa, Chordata, Actinopteri, Spariformes, Sparidae. The transcript has 31 exons. The coding region runs from base 1439 to 5092 and encodes 1217 amino acids. Gene Ontology annotation, molecular function: phosphatase activity; protein binding. The record is from RefSeq and is a predicted model, not a curated record. Gene Ontology annotation, biological process: phosphatidylinositol dephosphorylation.
GUGAUGUCUAGACCGGAGAGGAACAAGUAGUGUAUCUUUAUCCUGCGCUAGCAGAGCGCUAUUGUUUUCUUGGACAUGCAGGAGGAGAAACAGCGCAACCAAGAGGCAAAACCUCAAGAAACAACAGCUUAUGGAACGAGAAGUGAUUUUCCUUCGCGGGUCAUCUCAAGCAUCCACCGUGUCAAGCGAGAUGUCUGUCCUGUUUGGGAUGAAAUGGACAAAACGUGUCAAACGUGACACCGAGGAGGAUACACCUGAACGCGCUGGAUCCAGAUGUCUCUCCUGAAGGACAGACCCAUGACGUCCAAGUCCUCGCUUCCAUAGCGGAAGGCACAAGCGAGGCUACUUCCCACCCUCCACCCUCCUAUCCUAUAUACAAGGAUUAGUGUUUAGGAUGGGAAGGCACCUGCUGGCACUAGCAUCUAAUCUGGACAUAGGACAUAACUGUGAUCUGCGCUCUGAAGAACCGCCGGAGGCCACGCCAGUGCGGACGGGACGCUACUGACAAGACACACACGCCAGCAGAGAGACGAUCCAGCAUGAAAAGCGAGACCCCCGGAGUAGCCCGCGUCCAAGCAGACACACUCUAAAUGGAAUCUGGGCCUGGAAGGAGCAAAGACAACUGCAGUCAUCAGCUGAACUUUUUGGAGGGUGUUCCUAUUCCCUUAUAUGGCAACAGAGCUGGGAAAUCAUUUGAAUUAGUCUGGUUUCUGUUGCAUGCCUGUCUGGUUUUAGUGCUGACUGAGUUCCAUCUGGUAUGUUUCUGUCUCUGCUGCGUGCGUGCGUGUGUGGGCGCCGUGUGUGCGGCUUGAUUUGUUUGUUUUGCCAUUCUUGGUUCUUCUUUUCCUGUUGUUUGCAUGUGGGGUUUGUGUUUUGGGACAGGAGGAGGGCUUGUGUUUGUGGUUGAGCUAGAGGCACCAUCAUCGCCCUCAGGGGUGGCUGCUUCAUUCAGACUUUAGCAGCACCUCUCGCUGUUUUUUCCCCUUCACCUCCUUCCCUCUGCCCUCCCUCGCACCGCGGUGAUGGUCUGUGUUUGUUGGAGCAACACACCCACCUGGGUGCAGCAGCUUGCAACCAAAGACUGACACGGGUCUGUCUACUGUCAGAAAAGUGGACUGGAGCUUGUGUUGUUGUUGGAGAGGACUCGUCUCACGAUCAGCUGGAUGUUUCUUUCUUUCUCCCUCUAAUGCAACAGGAUGUGUGACCCAGAAAGAACCAACAAGGACCCAGGAAGUUCCAGCUGAUACAGACAAGGUGCGCGAUUGUCUGUCUGACACUUUAAUCAUGGAGAGAAGGAUCAUGGGAAAGUUCUGAACCCUGAAGUGGAGCGCUCGACACGCUCUGGCCGUCAGCGGAGUGCCAUCUGACACAGCAAACUUGCGUUAAGUUCAUCACCUCAUGUGGAUUAUUUUUAACAUAUCUCCAAGCAGCGAUUGCCAUGGCGAUGGCAGCAUGGUAUCAUCGUGACAUCAGCCGUGUGCACGCAGAGGACUUGCUGGCACGGGCAGGGAGGGAUGGCAGCUACCUAGUGAGAGAUAGCGAGUCUGUGCCAGGAGCCUAUGCACUGUGCCUGCUGUUCCAGCGUCACGUUCACACCUACCGUAUUCUCCCGGAUGCGGACGGCCUUCUGGCAGUUCAGACGACACAGGGGGUGCAGGUGAACUGCUUCCGGACACUCGAGGACCUGGUGUUGGGGUACCAGCAUCCCCACAAGGGCCUGGUCACCCCUCUGCUCUUCGCUGUUCCCCGUGAUACGGACACUGGUGAUGAGAGCUCAGAUGAUGAGAAGCCGUCUCCAGUUCCAGUCACGGUCAACACAGUGCCUUUCACAGGAGCACCAGCAAAACCAGCCCCUCAUACUGCGUUCCUGGAUAAGUUGCAGGAGCUGAACACAUCCAGCACCGCGGGUGAGGUGAUCGGUCUUCUCAAUGACUACCUCUUCAGCGAGCUCCCUCUCGACAUUGAGAAUGUGCAUAAAGGGGCAACGACUCUUUGUCACCUCAAGCGGACUCUGGGUACUGCCUGCCAAGGCCUGAACAGUGAGAUCGAUCUGACCCUCUCGAGCCUGGAAACCCUGGCCAAGGUCUUCGACCAUCCUAGCUGCUCUUUAACAAACACCAAGGCUCAGGGCCCAGAGAUGGAGAUUGACAGCCUGUUGUGUAAGAUUUCAGCUUUGGUCAGCCUCCUGUCUUCAUUGGAAAAAAAGGUUUUAAAAGCGUUACAAGAUGCGGUGACCAACCACAAUCUGGCGGCGCAGCCUAACCCGCCCCCUCCUGAGCCGACGCCCUCCAGUGUAACACCUGUAAAGAACCAUGACAGACAGCUGCCGGUCCACUCCUUCCAGGUGAAGAUGGUGAGGUACGGCAGGCAGACUGUCUCUGUGGACGUGGACUCGGGAGUGCUGCUCUUUGACAGGAAGGCUGGUUCGUUUGGUAUAGAGAGAGUGUCACAUGACAGAAUCCUCCAGAUUGUCAAGUUCCAGAGCAGUCCCGCCAAGGUGUGCCUGGUUGUCGACAGCCACCACAGCACACCGCGGGAGAUGACGUUUGAGAGUGCGCGGAAACGUGAUGCCUUCUGCCAGCUCCUCCAGCUGAUGAAAACCAGGCACUCUCAGCUGAGUGAGCCUGACGUGGUCUCAGUAUUUGUUGGCACCUGGAAUAUGGGUGGCUCCCCUCCUCCUCGCAGCCUGCAGACGUGGGUGACCUGCUGCGGUCUGGGACACACCCCUGAUGAGUCGACCGCCUUGCUCCCUCACGACAUCUACGCUCUGGGCACUCAGGAAAACCCUCAGGGGGAGAGAGAGUGGACAGAACAUAUCAAAGCAACCCUUCGCAGCUACACUCACAUUGACUUCAAACAGGUGGCAGUACAGUCCCUCUGGAGUAUGAGGCUGGCUGUGUUUGUGAGGCCGGAGCACGAGAGUCGCAUCAGCCAUGUGAACACAGCCAGUGUGAGGACCGGCCUGGGGAACACUUUGGGUAACAAGGGGGCUGUCGGGGUCUCAUUCCUCUUCGGUGGAACAUCCUUUGGGUUUGUUAACUGCCACCUGACCUCCGGAAGUGAGAAAGUCCUGAGGAGGAACCAGAACUUUGUGGACAUCCUCCGACUGCUCUCUCUGGGUGAGAAACAGCUUGGUGCCUUUGACAUCAGCCUUCGCUUCACCCACCUCUUCUGGUGUGGAGACCUCAAUUACAGACUCGACUUGGAUGUACAGGACAUCCUGAAACAUGUGUCGAAGAGGGAGUUUGAGGAGCUCAUGUGUGCAGACCAGCUGACCCGAGAGAGACACAAGAGGAAGGCCUUUCUCAAUUUCAAGGAAGAGAAGAUCGCAUUUCCACCCACCUAUCGGUAUGAGCGGGGCUCCAGGGACUGCUACCUAUGGCAAAAGUACAAGACUUCAGGAGUGCGAGUCAACGUCCCAUCGUGGUGUGACAGGAUUCUGUGGAAGUCGUACCCAGAGACACAUGUCUUUUGCACUGCAUAUGGUUGCACAGAUGACAUCUUCACGAGCGAUCACUCACCUGUUUUCGCCACCUUCGACGUGGGAGUGACGUCACAGUACAGCUCCAAAACAGAUCUAAAUUCAAGCGUGGAGAAGGCCUGGAUAGAGCUUGAAGGCAUCGAGGCCAUUGUGAAGACUGCGAGCAAGGCAAAGUUCUUCAUUGAAUUCUACUCGUCAUGCCUUGAAGAGACACGGCGCUCGAGCGAGAACGACUCACAGAGCUGUGACGUUCCCGGGUUCCUCAAACUGGGCUGGUCUUUCAAACAACUGCCGAAGCUUCUUCCGAUCAUGUCUGACAUGGAGUUUCUUCAGGAUCAGCACCUGCUGUUGUCCGUCAAGUCAUGUGAUGGGUUCGAGUCAUAUGGCGAAUGCUGCGUGGCUCUGCGUUCCCUCAAUGGUGCGUCAGAGCAGUUUGAGACAUUUCUGAGUCACCGGGGCGAAGAGAUGGGCUCCAUCAGAGGACGGGUCAGGAUCCAUGUGCCCAAAGACAGACGAGGAACGCGAGAGAAAGUCUACGAUUGGUUCCAUUUUGAGAAAGAUCCUGGAAGGGGGCACAUGUCUCCUGCACUUACACGGGUCCAAAUAAACAGGUCUUCGGCAGCUCCUCCCAAACUAACUCCAAGCAGCUACACCAACCCCGCCUACUUCAUCUUUGAAGGCGUGUCAGUGCCACGCAGGGUGGAGGAGGCUCUGCCCCAGCGAAGGGACCCUCAAGUGAUCUGGUCUGGAAAUGAGGCCUUGCAGCUCCCAAAGAUCUCAGGACGUCAGGGCUUUGACAGACGACCCUGUCGCAGGUCAGACUUUACAGAAAUUGAAAUUCCAGCUGUCUUGCCCCAGUACACUCCAACCAAUGACCUUCCUGCUCCCCAAACCAACUCCUCUUAUCAGCUCUUCCCCGCCAAAAACCCUCCUCCCAUACCUCCACCGUCAAGUAACGCCACGUCACAGUACCAGGAACAGACUCCGCAACCCAAAGACAAAUACCGGGGUAAAAAUAUUGUUCAAGACUCCGUACUGCCUGAGAAGAACCUGAGAAACUUGUACAUGAAUCACUCGGCAAUCAUAAGGGAAAAGGCCAGAAGGGAUCAGCUUCUCCCAGAAAGGACCAAUCCUGUCCGGCAAACCCAGGCCCCGUCAGCCUUCCCAUACAUCCCCACUCACAUAGCACAAUGUCAGGCGUCCGUCCCAUGGACAGUGGAUCAACAGCCUCCUGGACCUACUGGAGACAACUCCCUCACUGCUCUGCAAAUCGCCAAGUCCCUCAGCGAAGUCGAUUUCUUCCCUACAGAACAGAGAGGCCCGUCCAUACCCAAUCACAGGCCAGGUUAUAGGAAUGGCCCCUCCAUGCAUGGAGACAGAGGCUACAGCUGGGAGAAAGAGGUGUCUGUCCUCCAAGGUGCACCUGAGACUGUACGGGAGCUUCUCAGCGCUCUGGGUCUUCAGAAAUACACCCUGGGACUCAGCCUUAAUGGCUGGGAUGACCUGGAUUACUUCAGUGGAAUCACUGAGGAGGAUCUUCGUGCUGCAGGAGUGACGAACCCUUCGCACCGACGCAGGAUCCUCGAGAACCUGCCCAGGAACUGGAACUGACACACAGAGAUGGAAGAAUGUUAAUGGUACGAAGAACUGGAACAGGCAUUGGAUCCAAGAUCUGAAAGGAGGACGGAUUGAUCGGCAGAUCAGUCACGUCGGCUGGACUUUGCCACGGCCCUGCCACCUUUUCAUUUACUCGAUCGAUGCUGCAACAACACCUGUGUCUGUGUCAACACAGCAAAUGGAACAUGACGCAGGAAGUGAUUGUCGCAGGCUACGCUUUACUCAUCUAUCCAGUUUGAAGGAUAAUGAAUAGAACGGACGACCUCCUGUAUGUCCGGUUACUGACGCUUGUACAAAUAUUGAUUUAAGUAUUAAGGUGUCAUUGAUUUAGUUUAAGAUGAAUUUUUAAUGACUAUAGAAAUAUAGUCCUUCAUUUUCCAGUGUUCACUUGAGGCUUGUGUUUACCGUUCACCUUCAUCUCCCGUACUGUGUGCUUUCCAUUACUGAACCUGCGUCUGAGCAUGUAAAAGCCCUCUAUUAAACCUGUGGAGCAUAAAAUCCAUAGCUGUACAUAUCUACAAGAAAAAAAACUGUCUGUAAAGUUGGGAUAGAAGGACCUGCCGUAUCUCAUAUUGUUUACUGUCUCAUACCGUUGCUAUCAUGUCACUUAAUCAGUACCUGUGUCCACUGUGUGUGUUUUAUGCAACCUUUGUAAAAGUAAAGUGCAUAAAGCAACUCUUGACCGUC